UUCGGAAGACACAAAUUUACCAAGUCGCUUGCCAAUUUUUCCAAUUUUAGCACUGAAGUUCACUGUAAAUCUGCACCAAAAUGUGCAACAACUGAGAAAAUCCUUAAAAUAAAAAGUGAAAAGGCGAUAACAGGUGUGCAACGCGACUAUUUCUCGGGAAAAACGAGCAAAAUAUUUGUGCGGCUCAAUCGUACGUGCCGACCGAGCAGCGAAAAAACGCUGAAAAACCUUCUUUUUGACGUCGGAUCGUCGCAUUUUUGUGAGUUAUUUGGGGUUGAGAGCGAUUGGGAGCUGAAGACACGUCUCACAAAGCAGCAAAAUGAUGUUCACGGGGACAACACAACAGCAGGACACGCGAUUUAGCGACAAGGAAAAGAAACUCAUGAAGGAGAUGAAGUUCGGAGAUGCCCUGAGCAAACGCGUGGAUAUGUCAAAAGUGAAGUUGGAUGUGCUUCGACCGUGGAUCAGUCAGAAAAUUACCGACAUUCUGCACAUCGAGGACGACGUGAUUGUGGAGUUUGUGUACAAUUUGUUGGAGGAGGAAAAGUAUCCGUGCCCCAAAAAGAUGCAAAUUCACAUGACGGGCUUCUUGAAUGGCAAAAAUGCUCGCGUCUUUAUGGAUGAGUUGUGGGCUUUGCUGUUGUCGGCGCAAGAAAGUGACUCUGGGAUUCCCGCCGACUUCAUUUUACAGAAAAAAGAGGAGAUUCUGAAGCGCGAAGAGCAACGAGGGCGAUCCCGAAGUCGUCACAGAUCUGAUUCGCCGGAUCCGGCAAAGGAAUUUAUUCGACGGAAUCGCGAGCAACGAGCAGCAAACGAAAACAGAUCUCCAGUGAAGCGACGAGCAGCAUCUCCGGUACGACAACAGAGUCCCGUAAUCACGGAAAAUGGAAAUAAUGGGCACGACGCUGCCGCGCACGAAGGAAAAGAUCACAAAAAGGGAUCGGAGGAGAAACAGAGAGGCGACGACGAUCGCAAAAGAAGUCGUGAGAGAUCCAAAGACCGCCGAGAUCGACGUCGAUCGAGAUCCGAUGAGAGAAGGAGACGUUCUCGCAGCAGAAGUCGACGACGAUCGCCCGACAGAAGACGUCGUGGUGAUUCGCGAUCCCGCAAAGACGAUUCUCGUCGUCGCAGAGACAAUUCACGGAAACGCGACAACUCUCCGCCACGCGAUUCACGACGUCGCGGAGACUCCCGAAGACGUGAUGACUCCCGUCGACGUGACGAUUACCGAAAACGAGACGAUUCUCGUUCGAAAAACCGCAAACGCGAGUCAAGUCGUUCCGUUUCGCGGUCAAAAUCACGUUCGCCUGCCAAAGUUGACAUGAAUGGCAAAGAAAAAGAACGCAAAAUCUCGAGCAUUCAGUCAAAAUUGUUGGAACUAGCCGACUCGAAACCCGUUUCCACGGAAGAACCUUCGAAACGAGAUCCUUCGCCCGUAGUUGCUCAACCGCCAGUCGACGAGAAACCAGCACCGAAACAAAAGUCACGAUCGCGUUCGCGUAGUCGCAGUCGAUCUCGUUCCAAGCGUCGUCGUUCGUCAUCCAGUGACUCGAGUUCCUCCGGCGGAUCGGAUCGUGGGCGACGUCGUCGUUCAUCGAAACGUCGUUCGCCAGCAGACAAAAGACGCCAUUCCUCGAGUGACAGUUCCGACAGUUCACGCUCUCGUUCGCGAUCAAAGCGGAAAGAUGACGACUUUGAGAUCCACAAGAAGAAGGAUAGUGUGCAGAAAAAGCGGCAUUAUCGCGCGAAAAAUGACUCGGAGUCGGAGAGUGAAUCGGAUGGGCGUGACAGGAGGAAUCGCUCAGGUUCGCGAGGACGUUAUCGUUCAUCGCCUCGACGACGAUCAUCACGCGAUCGUUCACCGAGGUUCAGAAAUCGCGGUUAUCCAGCACGUCGUCGUUCCCCAAAUCGUCGUGACAACCGUCGUUGGAGCCCUCCGCGUCGCAAUUGGCGCGACAAUCGAGGCGGCGGUAGAUACGGACGUGAUGGAAGCCCGCCACGUCGAAUGGGACCUCCUCCGAAACGUGAUCGUCGCGACUCGUCACGCGAUCGUCGCUCCUACGAACGUCGUUCGAACCGCCGCAGCUCCAGCAGGGAAUACGUGAGACGCGAAACCAGCAAAGAAAGACGCAGUCGCGAGCGCUUGGAAGAAAAGUAUCUGGCAGUGCAGGAAAAGAAACGCUUGGAAGAAGAAGCGAAGCGACAAGUUGUUGUUUCGUCUCGUUCUCGCAGCCAAUCGGCGUCGGAAGCGGAUGUUGCGGCUCCCGUCGUUGCUGCCACAACUGUGUCAAAGAAACAAACGCGAGAGGAAAUCGUUGUGAGCAAACAGCCAAGGAAGCGACGCGAAGAACGACCUCGUUACAGACGAGACGAUUGGAGUCGAAGUCUUUCGCGAACACCAUCGCCAUUCUUGAAACCCUUUGAACUGACGACGACAACGGUAACCGAAGAGACUGUACAAGUAACCACGACGACUGACAAGGCAAAAACAGCUAAAAGUGCACGAAACAAGCAACCCGUCGAGCAAAAUUCCGACAACAGUGACAGCGAUUCCGACUCGGAAGACGAAAAAUCCCGUAAAAAACGCAAACAGCAACAACAAAAAACGAAAAAACAACGGAAAUCGUCGUCGAGUGAAAGUAGCGGCGACUCCGAACCUGAACCGACAAAACAAAAAGAAGUCGAGAAACCAAAACGAAAUCCCGAACCAGACGUGUCAAAAUCAUCCAAGCGAGACUUGACAAGCAAAAAACACAAACUCGAAGUUGUUGAAACCUCCAAAACUGCAGUUUCCAAGAAACCUGUUGCCGCUUCGGAGGAAUCUGAGACCGAAAGAGCUGCGAAACAACAACCGCAGAAGAAAAAGAAGAAGGCAGCAGCCUCCGACGAAAGUUCCAGCGAGUCCGAGCAAGAGACGAAAAAAGCGGCGAAAAAACAUAAAAAAGAGAAAAAAGCGAAAAAACUGAAGAAGAAACACAAGAAAAAGCAAAAGAAACACAAGAAACGAGCGGGAAGCAGUGACGAGGACUCUGACGAUGAUGCCGCCGCAGCAACGCAAGCGCCUGUCGUCAACGAGGAUCUCGAGCGCCAAUUGCGCGAACGUGCACUGAAAUCCAUGAAGAAACAACAAAGUAUUUCUGACUAAGCUUUCACACAUACAACAUUAUUUUUCUGGUUUUUUGGUCCCUCCCAUUUAUUAUUAGAAAUUUUUUGCAUGCAAACUGUUUUUGAUUUGAAAAUCUUUCCACUUUGUACUUUUGUAGACUUCGUAAAAAAUCAAAUUUUAUACAAAUCUCAAUUAAUUUGCACUGAAAAAAUAAUUAUCAUUGAUGAAAAACCGACAAAUAUUGUAAUAUUUGAAAAUUUUUUGACAGAAUAAAACUUUAGAUUUUAUUUUUUUGUUGUAUCGAAGGACAUUUUUUGUCACAUAUUCCUUAAUUCAGAUAAAAAUAAUAGGAUAUAAAAAUUA
This is a messenger RNA of Culicoides brevitarsis, 3469 nucleotides long. RefSeq names its product serine/arginine repetitive matrix protein 1 (gene Srrm1). Lineage: Eukaryota; Metazoa; Arthropoda; Insecta; Diptera; Ceratopogonidae. Gene Ontology annotation, cellular component: spliceosomal complex. Gene Ontology annotation, molecular function: RNA binding. The transcript has 3 exons. The record is from RefSeq and is a predicted model, not a curated record. Gene Ontology annotation, biological process: regulation of mRNA splicing, via spliceosome; mRNA processing. The coding region runs from base 320 to 3145 and encodes 941 amino acids.